Messenger RNA from Peromyscus eremicus (cactus mouse), 3203 nucleotides. RefSeq names its product melanoregulin (gene Mreg). The coding region runs from base 996 to 1478 and encodes 160 amino acids. Gene Ontology annotation, cellular component: melanosome. NCBI's taxonomy places the organism in Eukaryota, Metazoa, Chordata, Mammalia, Rodentia, Cricetidae. Gene Ontology annotation, biological process: melanosome transport; melanocyte differentiation. The record is from RefSeq and is a predicted model, not a curated record. The transcript is spliced from 6 exons.
AGUCCAUCAGGUCUGUUGUUGGCCAACAAGGGUCAGGCCCAGACCUGGUGGCUGAGUGGUGGGGAAGGAGUUGUUCUCUGUGUACUGAGUUAACUAACAGGGAACGCAUGCAAUCCAGGGCUACCGGAGGCAUGAGAACAGUGCCGACUCAGCCCAGGAUAAAAGCAGACCAGCGAUUCAUCCUCUAGGGCCUGGGUCCAGUUGUGAUGUCUAUAGACAGCGUUACUUCGGAACUUGUGGGUUCCUUAAGGGGCUACAUUGCCUUUUGCACUUGUACCAGCCUGAGUGUGGGUGCCACUGGUUAUUAGCAGCUCAUCUCUACCCAGUGAUUUGGACAAGGCACUAGGUGGAGUUGACACUAAAGGUUAGUUUGCUUUCAUGGUAGGUCUGUAAGAAUCAAGUUGGCACAUGCCUUUAAUCCCAGCACUCAAGAGGCAGAGGCAGGCUUAUUUCUAUGAGUUCAAGGCUAGUCUGGUCUACAGAGUGAGUUACAGCCAGGGCUCCACAGAGGAACCCUGAAUAAGACUCUCGGUACCGUUUAUAUGUUUUCUCAUAUUUUCAUAUUUGGGGAUUAAACUAGAUGGUAGGUAUCUGCUCCGCCACUGAGCCACAUCUCCAGCCCCUCACUUGUUUCUCUUUUCCCAAGGGCUUGGAAAUUCAGGAUGUGUCUUGCAGUGUAGGAACCACAGGGUGAUGGGGCUGAAGUGGAGAAGCCAAGCCAAGCAACAGUACAAAUCUUGUCUGACCAACUCUGACUAUGUGCUUUAGACACCGCCUAAGCCUGAGAAGUGCUCUUCCUCGGUCCCACUGAUCCUUUUCCUGCCCCUCAUCCCAUGACAGGACAGUAAAGAGAUACAUUUGGAGGCAACAGAAGCUGCCCCUGAGUGCUGGGAUUAAAGGCAACACACCACCAAGCCAGGAGGCAGAGUGGUAACAAUCCGUAUUCCUCAUUUGGAGCAACUCUAGACAGGGAUGAUGAGAAGAAUUUAUGGAGCAUGCCUCAUGAUGUGUCCCACACAGAGGCGGAUGAUGACAGGAUCUUGUACAAUCUGAUAGUCAUUCGUAAUCAGCAGACCAAAGACUCGGAGGAAUGGCAGAGACUCAACUAUGACAUCUACAGCCUGCGGCAGAUUCGCAGGGAAGUGCGAAACAGAUGGAGGCGCAUCUUAGAAGACUUGGGUUUUCAAAGGGAAGCAGACUCUCUGCUGUCAGUGACCAAACUCAGCACCAUGAGUGACUCUAAAAACACGAGAAAAGCCCGAGAGAUGCUGUUGAAACUGGCCGAAGAGACUUCCAUCUUCCCAGCCAGCUGGGAGCUCUCCGAGAGGUAUCUCUUGGUCGUGGACCGUCUCAUUGCUCUUGAUGCCGCCGAAGAGUUCUUUAAAAUUGCUAGCCGAACUUACCCCAAGAAGCCUGGGGUCCCUUGCCUGGUCGAUGGCCAGAAAAAACUUCACUACCUUCCAUUUCCAAGCCCCUGAAGGCUGGCCUGGAAGAGGGACAGAGUUCUGUCACCAUGACAUAGUAAUUUACCAAAGUCGGACCACUGCCCGUGGUUGCAGAUGAGCCAGGAGACGGCUUUCUACACUCAAACACGAUUCUGAAUCCUACAGAACGUAGUGUCUUCCUCAGGACCUUAGCCUAAGAAGGUUACAUUAAAACACCUGGCAACUGCACUGAGAAAUGAAGUUAAAGAGUCGGCCGGUGGAUAGAUGUUCUUUUCUUUUUUCUUUCUUUCUUUUUUUUUCUUUGAGACAGGGUUUCUCUGUGUAGUUUUGGUGCCUGUCCCGGAACUCACUCUGUAGACCAGGCUGGCCUCGAACUCACAGAGAUACGCCUGCCUCUGCCUCCCGAGUGCUGGGAUUAAAGGAGGUGGGUAGUUUUUCAAGGAUAGUCGGAUUCCAAGAACUCAUCGCCUCCUUUGUUAUAUAAGCUACAGUCAUUCAUCCUGUGGAGGACUGGUGUUUUCUAAUCAACAAAAUAGUAUGACUAAUAGAGAAACAUGUAACUGAGCCCUUUAUUACUUCACCAGUUUUGAAAGUAAUCAUUAUUAAAUGUAAUACUAGACAGAAUGCCCCAAAUUUCAUAAAAUUCUAGGCCUUGUGUGGCCUCUCAUUGAUUUGGAAACACCUGUAGCAGCUCAGACACUGUUUUGAGCAAGAGGCAUGGUUGUUUAGAAGCAUAGGUGGGUCAGGCAAUAGAAAUGUGUAUUGACACGUAAAUGUCUUCAUUUGUGACACAGGCAUCCUAAACCCUCAACGUUAAUCCCCAGCCUCGAUGUUACCCAAUGACCUCAUUUUUUUUUACGUGUUGCCCAUUUCUAGUCCAAAAGCCCUUGGCGUUUUAUGAAUAGCAUCUAUAGACUGGAAUGUUUGGCCUCCAUUUCCUGUCUUGAACCUGUUUCCUGCUUAUCAGCUGAGGGUGGUACCUGCUGAGGGACCUUGGGGUGCACAUUUGUAGAUAUGCAGGCUGUGACGUAUUGACAGAGGUCACCUGUGGGUCUUCCAUCGGUCUGAACAUGAUUUUCAAAAUGGAGCUUGCCAAGAGUUCGUGGUUUGUUUUGUUGAAAAGCCUUUAAAGACUUAUAGGAUUUAUCAGUAGACUACUGAGAACAAUAGGAAUAUUUUUAUUUUUUAAUGAUUUUGCACUUCUAACUUCAGGUUGAAAACAAAGUCUGUUCGUGAGGUUGUGACUUGAAAAAUUUUAUAUCCUGGGAAGGAUUUCUGGCUUGUGUACUGAAUGUUUAAAAUAUUUACUAGGAAAUACAUGUCCUCUGUUCAUUGAUGCAUUGUAGACCAAUUUAACAGAUUCGUUCCCAGAGAAAUCUUCCUAGUUUAUUAAGUAAGCUGAAAGUUUUAUUUUUUUAAUAUUUAGUGCUUAAUCUCUGCCUCAUGUUGUUUGAGAUUGGCCCCUUGGAAAUUUUCACUCACUUCUGUGGGCUUUUAGAAAAUAAGCAAUAAAAUACACAAAAGAAAUCUGGGAACAUUGUAUUGUUUUAAUAUCUGUACUCAGAAUUUGUUUUGUCUUUUGUCUUUUUUGAUGUCAAAAUAGAUGAGUUUGACUGUGUCUGUGGAUUGUAAACUAUUACCAUACUUCUUAUUUUUGGUAAUGAACACGUAAGGAUUAUCUCUGUGGUAAUUAAAAUACAUAAAAUUACUCAGAAAUGUUUCUCCAAGGAAUUAAAAGACGUCUACGUGUGCUUCCGA